This is a messenger RNA of Daldinia childiae, 1419 nucleotides long. RefSeq lists its product as uncharacterized. The record is from RefSeq and is a predicted model, not a curated record. Lineage: Eukaryota; Fungi; Ascomycota; Sordariomycetes; Xylariales; Hypoxylaceae. The transcript is spliced from 2 exons. The coding region runs from base 1 to 1419 and encodes 472 amino acids.
AUGGACCGAAUCAACCCGGUCGAAUCGAUGCGUUUGGCAAUACAAAAAGCAUUGCCAAAUAUUACUGUCGAGUCUGUUAGGCCAUUACCGUCCUGUCGACUCCUAAGAUUUUUCAACGUUAAGAUCUCGGAUGGCAGAGAAUUGGUUCUCAGCCUGCCACCACCUCCUACACUGAGGUUACUCCGAUCUGAAAGGGGCUUGAAUCUUUCAGAGACCUUUGUAACAAAGUGGGUUCUUGAAAUAGUCCUUGAGCCUCCCAUCAAGGUUGAGAAUAUAUCUCGGAGAAAUAUCAGCUCCGAUCAACAUGCUCAAGGCGCACCAUCUAAGAAGGAACUGGAGAGUAGUUUUGAGAAAGAAAUGAACUUGAGACGAGAUGUGCUCAAGUCUCUUCCCAUCCUCGUCACCAAUGUCCCUUCGUCAACGGAAUUGGGUUCUCCAUUCAACAUCUUCGAGCCGGCAAGAGGGGUCACUAUCCGUGAACUCCCUACACCCUUAAAGCCAUCCGAGAGAAGUAUGAUAGACUUUCAAAAAGGCCAACUUGUACGACAACUUUCGAGUUUUGUGUCACCAAAUGAGCUCUUCGGACCGGCUACGGCGGUGAUCAGCCCACAGCCACCGUCCACCGACUUACACGCGGCACAACUAGCUAAUCUCGGCCUUCGUAACUCGAGAACGUGGAAACAAACUUUCCAUUCUCUCCUGGAGGGUGUACUACGAGAUGCGGAGGAUAUGGCCGUCACAAUUAGCUACGAGCCAAUUAGAAGUUACUUUAAUAGACUAGGCCAUCUCCUGGACGGUGUUACCACCGCCCGGCUGGUAAUACUGGACGCUGCCGAUGACUUAAACAUAUUAGUAUCACGGACUUCAAAGCCGGAUAUAAAUAAGGACGAAAACAACAAACAGUUAAUACCUACCCAAGAUACAAAACAAACCAAAACAGAAGAUAUAUCCGAGAAAACAAUACCAGAACAAACCCUAGGAGAUAAGAGUAUAGAACCACCCAGCGCAAACCACCACCCCAUCGCCGUCACCGGCAUCCGCGACUGGAGCAACAGCAUCUUCGGGGACCCUCUCUUCAGCGAAAUCUUCAGCCAAGACCCCACCGCCGACUUCCUCCACGGCUUCUACCACCACAGCCACCCCAACCUCAUCGAAGACCCAGCCAGCGCGUCCGCGCGCCUCCUCCUCUACGAGUGCUACCACGCCACCGUCAACGUCGUGCAGCAGUUCUACCGGCCUGGCCCUAGCAGCAGCGACCGCGAGAUCGCGGCGCGUCGACGGCUGGCUGCGGCGCUGAAGCAGCUGGAUGAUGUCGUCGACGAUGAGAUGGUAGGGAAACGGGCCCGUAGGCCUAGUGCGAAUGUGGAGGCUUCCUUUUGGACCGUUUUACUUCCUGUCUAUCUGCUUUGCCGUGAAUAG